This is a messenger RNA of Arxiozyma heterogenica, 4197 nucleotides long. It is a transcript of the gene PDR11, whose product is annotated as ATP-binding cassette multidrug transporter PDR11. Gene Ontology annotation, cellular component: membrane. The record is from RefSeq and is a predicted model, not a curated record. Gene Ontology annotation, molecular function: ABC-type transporter activity; ATP binding; ATP hydrolysis activity. Gene Ontology annotation, biological process: transmembrane transport. NCBI's taxonomy places the organism in Eukaryota, Fungi, Ascomycota, Saccharomycetes, Saccharomycetales, Saccharomycetaceae. The transcript has a single exon. Bases 1 to 4197 code for a protein of 1398 amino acids.
AUGUCAGCCAUCUCUAAAUACUUUACGCCCAUUCCUGAUGCAUCCAUAACAUUUAAUGGAGCUAAUAUUUGUGUGAAAAAUUCUAUUGAUUCAAAUAAUCUAUCCAAUGAGGAUAAUGAAAUAGGUGGACCUCUUUCUUCUAAUAAUACACCCAAUGCUGAGUUAGGUUAUAUUCAUGAUUUGACCUUCAGAGCUGAACAAGGUGAGGUUAUAUUAGUCUUAGGAGAUCCAACAUCCGAUUUAUUUAAAACUUUAUUUCACAGUCACAGGAAUCUAAAUUAUUAUCCAAAACAAAGUAUCUUAUUUAAAGAUAAUGAAUUCAAAUCAUUUUCAUCAAAAUGCCCACAACAAAUCAUCUAUAAUAAUGAAAAAGAUAUCCAUUUCCCAUUCUUGACUGUACAACAAACUAUUGAUUUUGCCUUAGCUUGUAAAUUUAAUAUACCAAAGCAAGAAAGAGACAAUUUAAGAGAUGAGUUGUUGAAAAGUUUUGGUUUGUCUCAUGUGUUAAAAACUAUUGUUGGUAAUGAUUUUGUUCGUGGUGUUUCUGGUGGUGAAAGAAAACGUAUUUCAAUUAUCGAAACAUUUAUAGCAAAUGGAUCCAUCUAUCUAUGGGAUAAUUCCACCAAGGGGUUAGACUCUUCAACCGCUUUAGAUUUCUUAUCUAUCUUACAAACCAUGGCAAGGGCCACUCGUUCCAUCAACUUCGUCAAAAUCUCUCAAGCUUCUGAUAAAAUUGUUGGUAAAUUCGAUAAAAUACUAAUGUUAACAAAUUCAUAUCAAGUGUUUUAUGGUACUGUUGAUGAGUGUUUAACUUACUUCCACGAUGAAUUAGGGAUUGAGAAAGAUCCAAACGAUUGUAUCAUUGAGUAUUUGACUUCUAUUCUCAAUUUCCAAUUUGAUUCUAGUAAGAUGGAUUCUCAAAAUAUCCCGACUUGUGAAUCUGAUUUAUAUUCGCUAUGGACAGAUUCAACAUAUUAUAAAACAUGUAAACAGGAUACUGCUAUCACCACAGCUAUUAGAUCUGAUGUUAAUCCAGAUGACGUUACACCAAAAUUCACUGUCCCAUUAACUACACAAUUCCAUUAUUGUCUUCGUAGAGCUUUCCAAAGAAUCAUUGGUGAUAGAAGUUAUCUGAUCUCUCAAUUUGUUUCUGUGAUUGUUCAAUCUUUGGUUAUCGGUUCUCUGUUCUAUGACUUGCCUGUCACAACUAUAGGUUCUUUCUCAAGAGGUUCCCUAUGUUUCUUUUCACUUUUAUUCUUCACUUUCUUAGCCUUAACUGAUAUGCCCGCUGCUUUUCAAAGACAAGAAAUUGUUACCAAACAUGUUCAACUACAUUUCUACUAUGGUUCCUUUGAGACUUUAUCUGCUACCUGUUUUGACUACACAUUUAAAUUUAUAUUGGUUGUGGUCUUCACUAUCAUUCUUUAUUUCUUAGCUCAUUUACAAUAUAAUGCAGGUAGAUUCUUUAUUUUCUUACUGUUUUUGUCCAUUUACAAUUUUAGUAUGAUUUCAUUGUUUUCUUUGACAGCAUUAAUUAGUCCUACUUUAGGUAUUGCUAAUAUGUUAGCAGGUAUUUUAUUGUUAGGUAUUGCUAUGUAUGCAUCAUAUGUUAUCCAUUUAGAAGACAUGCAUCCAUGGUUUGUUUGGAUUGCUUACAUCAAUCCAGCCAUGUUUUCUAUGGAAGCCAUCUUAUCCAAUGAAAUUUUCAAUUUAAAGUUAGACUGUACAGAAUCAAUUGUUCCCAGAGGUCCUUAUUACGAUAAUGUUUCAUUCACUCACAAAGCUUGUGCUUGGCCAGGUGCAACCUUAGGUAACAACUAUGUUAGAGGUCAGGAUUAUUUAAGAAGUGGGUUGAAGUACACAUAUCAUCAUGUUUGGAGAAAUUUUGGUAUAUUGAUUGGUUUCUUAUGUUUCUAUUUGUUCUGUUCAUUAUUUGUUUCUGAAUUUAUUACUCCAUUAUACACAAGAGAAAACUUGCAAAAAUGGCAGGAAUACAUGCAUAAACAUAAUCCAUUUGGUAACAAGAAGAGUCGGAAUUCCCCAGUAGCUAAUGAAACAAACCCAUUUGAUGAGGAAUUACAACCAAUCUCCUCAUGCUCUGUUUCCACUUCUGUUGAGUCUUCAUCUGCUAAACUAGGUAGCGUUCGUGAAAAAGAUAAUUCCUCAACUUUCCACAAGAAAGUUAAAGGCCACAACAUUGUUGAAACACAAAAACAUGUUAUCUCUUGGAAAAAUAUUAACUAUGUUGUUGAAGGCAACAAACAAUUAAUUAAUGAUGCCACUGGUUUUAUUAGUUCUGGUUUGACGGCAUUGAUGGGUGAAUCUGGUGCAGGUAAAACUACUUUAUUAAAUGUUUUAUCUCAACGUGUAGAAACUGGUGUGGUUACUGGUGAAAUAUUAAUUGAUGGUCAACCAUUGACAAAUAUUGGUGCUUUCAGAAGAAGUACUGGUUUUGUUCAACAACAAGAUGUUCAUUUGGAUUUACUCACAGUGAAAGAAUCACUUGAAAUUUCAUGCACUUUAAGAGGUGAUGGUGAUAUGGAAUAUCUGGCUACUAUUGCAAAGUUAUUGAAAUUACCUGCUGAAAAGUUAGUUGUUGAUUUAAGUCCAACAGAAAGAAAGUUAUUAUCCAUUGGUGUUGAGUUAGUUACUAAACCAUCUUUAUUGUUAUUCUUAGAUGAGCCUACUUCUGGUUUAGAUGCUGAAGCUGCUUUGACUAUAGUUAAAUUUUUAAAGAAAUUGUCUGAACAAGGUCAAGCUAUUUUAUGUACCAUCCAUCAACCAAGUAAGAGUGUUAUUAGCUACUUUGAUAAUAUUUACUUAUUGAAAAGGGGUGGUGAAUGUGUCUAUUUUGGUGAUAUUAACGAUGCUUGUGAUUACUUUGCAUCACAUGAUGAGUCAUUGUACUACGACAGGGAACUUGAUAAUCCAGCUGAUUUUGUCAUUGAAGUUGUUGGUGGGAAUCGUGCAGAAAAGUACUCUGACUCUUCUAGUGAUGUUGAUAAGGUUUUCGAAAAAGCAAGUAUUGAUUGGACUGCUAUGUGGAAUAAUUCUCCUCAUAGAAAACAAGUUUUGGUUCAGCAGGAAGAAUUAGAAAGGGAAGCUAUUGCAUCUGGUAUCGACUUUACUACAUCUGCAUGGAGUUUACCUUCGUAUAUGACCCAAUUGAUUACAAUUAUUAAAAGACAAUACCGUUGCACAAAGAGAGAUAAAGCAUAUGUUGGUGCUAAAUUUGCAUUGAAUGCUGGUGCUGGUUUGUUCAUUGGUUUUUCUUUUUGGAGGACAAAAGAAAACAUUAGUGGUUUACAAAAUGCGAUCUUCUUAUCCUUUAUGAAUUUAUGUUUAUCUUCACCGUUGAUUAACCAAGUUCAAGACAAGGCCUUACAGUCUAAGGAUGUUUAUGUUGCUAGAGAAGCUAGAUCUAACACUUACCAUUGGUCUGUUUUAUUACUUGCCCAAACUAUUGUAGAGUUACCGUUAGCAAUUUCUAGUUCGACAUUAUUCUUCUUGUGCUGCUACUUCUGUUGUGGCUAUAGUGAUGCUGCUCAUGUUGCUGGUGUCUUUUACUUAAAUUACAUUCUUUUUAGUGUGUACUAUCUGACCUUUGGUUUAUGGUUAUUAUAUUCUGCUCCUGAUUUACAAACAGCUGCUGUUUUUGUUGCUUUCUUUUAUAGUUUCACAGCUUCCUUCUGUGGUGUUAUGCAACCAUAUUCUCUUUUCCCUGGAUUCUGGAAGUUCAUGUAUCGUGUAUCACCGUAUACAUACUUUAUUGAUACUUUCGUAAGUUUGUUACUUCACGACAGACCAGUACAUUGUGGGGUAGGAGACACUGUUCCAGGUCAACCAUUACCAGGCCAAACAUGUUUAGAGUUCAUGACCCCAUACAUGAACGAAUAUGGUGGUAUCUUGAAGAUUAAUAAUAGUCGUUCUGUUUGUGCUUAUUGUACUUAUACUGUUGGUGAUGAUUUCUUAGCGGUGGAAAAAAUGAGUUAUCAUCAUAGGUGGAGAAAUUUUGGUAUAUGUAUCGCCUUCUGCGUCUUUAAUUUCUUUGCUAUGUUUGCAGGUUUCUACUUAACAUAUGUAAAGAAUAUUUGGCCAAUUGUUUGGGCUUAUCUCAUGAAGAUAAUUCCGCUUGACAGAUUUUUCAAAAAGAAUGUCGUCACCAAAAAGAGUGAGAAGAUGAUAGAAACAAAAUAA